AACUUGACACUCAUUGGAGUUUGUAAGAUCUUUGAAAAUAUUGACCUCUAUAUCACCUUUGUGAAUUUGGAAUGUUGCAUGCAGUCAUGCAGUAAUCAACAAAUUUUAAAGGUAUUAAAAUGUAGUCUGAGGUACAUAAAUUAUUCUGUUUUCCAGAACUUCAAACAGCCAUCGAGGAUAACAUUCCUGUCUCUUAACAUCGGUAUACCGGCAUAGAGAUGUCCAGUUCAGCUGUCUUGCCGGUUGCUGGCCUGGGGUCAAUGGCCCACUCAGCUGGGCUUGUGGAGAUCGCAGUCAGGCUGUGCUUGAACCAGAGUAAACAGCUCUGUCCUCAUGUGUGGGUUCCCAUCCUGAAGCCCCAGAGGCCUUGCAUCCGUCCUCCAGUCUCAGAGCAGCUGUCUGACGACUUCUUGAGUGAAGCCUAUCUGAAUCAUCCUUUCGCAUACUUAUUAGAGGACCUGGAUGACGACUAUGACGAUUUUGCAAUCCCCAUCAAGAAUAAGCGUGUGGUUUUCGCCGACUCUGUGGGAUUCUCGCUGACAGCUGUGCGAGAAUUUUCCGAUCAAGAGGAGCAGUGUGACCUGGAUCUGCUGCCCACGCUGCAGGAUUUAGGAAGCAUGAUAGAGGACAGCUACAGCUGCACAGUCAGCACCUACUGCCCAGGAACUAAACUCAAACUGGGUUUCCCACAGCCCUCUCUGAAUUUCCAGGCCUUUCGUGCCAAGCUGGCAGAGAGCAUGGUUAUCCUGGAGAGUUGCACUGUCAAUGAACAGGUACUCCAAGGUACCGUCCGAGUCAAGAACAUCAGCUUCCAGAAGGAUGUGCGUGUGCGCAUAACCUUUGACUCGUGGCAGAGUUAUAGACAUGUGGCCUGCGCGUACCUGCAGAAACGCUUCGGAGGACCUCAGACAGACAUCUUUGAAUUUGACAUAGACAUUCCUAAAGUGCUUGAUGCCAAGAGAAGGAUAGAGUUUUGUUUAAUGUAUUUACCUGAAGGCCAUAAUGAGCCUUUUUGGGACAAUAACAACGGAAAGAAUUACAGCAUUACAGUAUGUGUGAACUCACAUCUCUGCCACGGGAAGACUCUAAGCGAAAGGGCAUGAAUAACUCAACCUACAAAUGAUUACUAUUUUCAUCAUGCAAACUACAACAGCAAUGGAUAAUUUUAAUACAUUUGAAUUGCACUCUAAAAGUGGUUAUUUAAUUUGUUGGCUUUCAGAUUCAGUAACUGCGUUGUUUAAAUAAAAAUCUUUGUGACAUUCA
Messenger RNA from Cololabis saira (Pacific saury), 1263 nucleotides. It is a transcript of the gene ppp1r3c2b, whose product is annotated as protein phosphatase 1 regulatory subunit 3C2, duplicate b. Gene Ontology annotation, biological process: regulation of glycogen biosynthetic process. Gene Ontology annotation, cellular component: protein phosphatase type 1 complex. NCBI's taxonomy places the organism in Eukaryota, Metazoa, Chordata, Actinopteri, Beloniformes, Belonidae. Gene Ontology annotation, molecular function: protein phosphatase 1 binding; glycogen binding. Bases 219 to 1103 code for a protein of 294 amino acids. The record is from RefSeq and is a predicted model, not a curated record. The transcript is spliced from 2 exons.